Messenger RNA from Anneissia japonica, 733 nucleotides. RefSeq lists its product as uncharacterized. The coding region runs from base 1 to 384 and encodes 127 amino acids. The record is from RefSeq and is a predicted model, not a curated record. Gene Ontology annotation, molecular function: protein binding. Lineage: Eukaryota; Metazoa; Echinodermata; Crinoidea; Comatulida; Comatulidae. The transcript is spliced from 3 exons.
AUGGGUUGGAGAAAGCCUCCAAAAGUUCCGGGUGUAGAAGUUGAUGAAAAUUUGUACAAGCUGAAAAUAAAAUGGGAACAUAUUCUUCCCGAAUGUAAUGUAAAGUACCAAGUGACGUAUGCAUUAAUAACAGAAAAUCAACCUGAAAGUUACUCUACCACUCGGACUGUUGAUACACCAUCUUUACUCAUAACCAAUGUACUACCAAACAGACAGUAUAAUAUAACUAUAAGAGCAACCUCAAAUGGAAAAACAGGCCCAGAAAUAUACACUACAGCUACAACAAGAAAGAAAAAGGAAGUGUCCGAAGUGGCAGUUGUGUAUGUGAUGUCACCUUUGUUCAUCGUAGUAGCAGUUAUGACUUUCUCCUACAAACGUGUAUAGAACCAAGAGCAACAAUAAACCAACAACCACUUCAAUAAUUGCAUCAUCGUGGCUUCAUUAUUAGAAGGAAAAAACUGUGCUUAAUUGUUUUGUCAACUAAUAGAUACCAAAGUGCAUCAAAUCUUGAAGUCUUACGUUGCUAGUUUACUAAUUGUGUCAAAAAAAUUGGGUAAAACACACAUAGUACAAUUCUGAAUAUGUCAGUAUGCUUUUUUAUAUCUUGUGUAUUUAAGCCUGUGUCUGCUUUUGGUUUUACAUUAUUGCCAUUAAAGAAAAUAAUUGCACGUAAUUUGUAUAAUAUGACUACUGAUAAAUGAAUUAAACUGAUUGGUCCAAAGUUCUGGAUGAG